Falco peregrinus (peregrine falcon) is the source of this 936-nucleotide messenger RNA. RefSeq names its product olfactory receptor 1052-like. The record is from RefSeq and is a predicted model, not a curated record. Gene Ontology annotation, molecular function: G protein-coupled receptor activity; odorant binding; olfactory receptor activity. Gene Ontology annotation, cellular component: membrane. NCBI's taxonomy places the organism in Eukaryota, Metazoa, Chordata, Aves, Falconiformes, Falconidae. The transcript has a single exon. Gene Ontology annotation, biological process: G protein-coupled receptor signaling pathway; sensory perception of smell. The coding region runs from base 1 to 936 and encodes 311 amino acids.
AUGGUCGAUGAGAACUGCACUGAGGUGAAAUGGGUCACCUUCUUGGGACUGACAGAGCACCCACAACUGAAGCUCGUCCUCUUCAUGCUCUUCCUGGGCACCUACGUGCUGUUGUUGGUGGGGAACAUCAGCCUGAUCGCCCUGAUCAGCGUCAGCCCCCGGCUUCACACCCCCAUGUACUUUUUCCUUUGUAACUUGUCCUUCAUAGACAUUUGCUACUCCUCCACAAUCAGCCCCAAAAUGCUGCUGGACCUUCCAGCAAAAACCAAAGUAAUUUCUUUUGUUAGCUGCCUCACGCAAUUUUAUUUCUAUACUAUUUUUGCUACAGCUGAGAUUUACCUGCUGGCUGCUAUGGCCUAUGACCGGUAUGUGGCCAUCUCCAAGCCUCUGCUCUACAAGACUGUCAUGUCUCCUUGCACCUGCAUGAGCCUGGUCAUUGGGUGCUACCUUGCAGGGACCCUGAAUGCCAGCGUGCACACAAGCGCCAUGCUCCGGCUGUCCUUCUGUGGUCCCCUGGUCAUCAACAACUUCUACUGUGACGGGCCACCGCUGUUUGUCGUCGCCUCCACCGACACACACCUCAAUGUCAUUUUAAUGUUUGUGUUUGUGGGUUUCAACAUGGCAGCCACCACCCUGCUCAUCCUCACCUCCUAUGCCUGCAUUGUGGUGGUGGUGGGCAGGAUGGGCUCUGCUGCGGGCAGGCCCAGAGCCUGCUCCACCUGUGCCUCCCACCUGACAGCUGUCAUCCUCUUCUAUGCAUCUGCUGCUUUUAAUUACAUGCAACCCACUUCAGCAAGCUCCCUGGGGAGCAAGAAAAUUGCAUCCAUCUUUUACACCAUUAUAGCCCCCAUGCUGAACCCCAUGAUUUACAGCCUGAGAAACAGGGAGGUGAAGCAUGCCUUUCACAGUUUCAUCAGGAGGAAAGUAUACUUCUGA